CGCAGGGACUCCUCCAAUCCGCCAGGGGGAGUCCGAGCCAUUCUUGCCUCUCUGGCCCGCUCCGCCCGCGAGCUGGUAGAUAUCCCAGAGUUCCGCUCGUUGGAGGUCCUUCCGCCGCGGCAGCCAUUGUAGAACAACAGCCAUGGCUCUGCGCUACCCCAUGGCCGUGGGCCUCAACAAGGGUCACAAGGUGACCAAGAACGUGGGCAAGCCGAGGCACAGCCGCCGCCGCGGGCGUCUCACCAAACACACCAAGUUCGUGCGGGACAUGAUCCGGGAGGUGUGUGGCUUCGCCCCUUACGAGCGACGAGCCAUGGAGCUGCUCAAGGUCUCCAAGGACAAGCGGGCCCUCAAGUUCAUCAAGAAGAGGGUGGGGACACAUAUCCGCGCGAAGAGGAAGAGAGAAGAGCUGAGCAACGUCUUGGCCGCAAUGAGGAAAGCGGCAGCCAAGAAGGACUGAGCCCUUCUUCUCUGUUCACAAUCACAAUAAAUCUUGCCCAAAAUUCGG
Messenger RNA from Bubalus bubalis (water buffalo), 508 nucleotides. It is a transcript of the gene RPL36, whose product is annotated as ribosomal protein L36. Gene Ontology annotation, biological process: cytoplasmic translation. Lineage: Eukaryota; Metazoa; Chordata; Mammalia; Artiodactyla; Bovidae. Bases 143 to 460 code for a protein of 105 amino acids. The record is from RefSeq and is a predicted model, not a curated record. Gene Ontology annotation, molecular function: structural constituent of ribosome. Gene Ontology annotation, cellular component: cytosolic large ribosomal subunit; ribosome. The transcript is spliced from 4 exons.